AUGGGUUCCUUAUCGGUGCUUUCUUCUAUUAUUAUCACCAGGUUGGAAGAGACCCUCCUACGAGCCAGCCAGCUCACCGAGUCAUACGUCGGACAAAAAUUGUAUAACUCGGUCUCCAACGUGUCGCCGGUGUCACAGAAGAACCUGGUGGACGAGGCCAAGGACUUGGUGCAAACUCUCAGGCAGGAGCCGGUCGUGUCUUUUGCGGACGAUUGGAAGAUGGUCCUGAUCUUUGUGACAGCGGAAGAUCCGUGUAACUUCUGUGUUCAGGAAGACCACACAGAACACAAAAUGAAGGAACUGAGCCAGGCGCUGGACUACCUGCAGCAAGAGAUGCCAAAAACGUUGGUGAGUUUGGUGGACCUGACCUUGCUGAGCGCGCUCUACCUGUCCAACGCCGGGGACUCCGAUAUCAGGGAAUCCUGUGAGUGUUUCAAGAAGCCGUCUGUCUAUUAUAAAGCCAUGCUCCGCUUCUCCUUCCAGUCCGCACUGGAGAGGAUAAUAAGCCCGGGAAGAUACGACACCAGAGAAGACUUCACGGUGGUCCUCCAUCCCGUCCUUCGCAUGGUGGAUUCUGAGAAAAAAAACAUUAACAACUAUGGAGAGGUGUAUGAAGUCCAGUGCUCUGAACAGGCGACGCCCUUCCUGAACACGCACAGGAACAGUCCCUACUUGUUGCUUAAGGACAUGAUGGGAGUGGAGAAGAGCGGACCUAAGGAGAGGAAAGUGGGUUCGGACUUCACCUGCACCGACCUGAGCCCGUCCGUCCCCGUCCCGACCUCCGUUCACAAUCUGAAGCCGGCCGACUUCAAGGUCAUCGGCGCCCUGGGAGACUCGAUCACUGCAGGAAAUGGCGCCGGCGCGUUUGUCAUGGACAUUUUGGACGUGGUGUCGGAAUACCGGGGGUUGUCCUGGAGUAUCGGUGGAGAUGAAGACCUCAGCAACGUAACCACAUUGGCAAACAUUCUCCGGAGGUUUAAUCCCGACAUACAAGGAUACUCCCAAGGGAACGGAUUUUAUUUCCUCCCCCGAUCUCAGCUGAACCGAGCCGUUCCGGGAGCCAAAGCCGAUGAUAUGCUGGAGCAGUCGGAAUAUUUGGUGACGGGAAUGAAGAGGAUGAAUUCUUCCGGGAAAAUUAAUUAUGCGGAAGACUGGAAACUGCUCACUAUCUUCAUUGGAGGAAAUGAUCUGUGUGCGAUCUGCAACAACCCAAUCUAUCAUUCCCCGGAACAAUUUGUCUACCGAAUCAAACAGGCCCUGGACUACCUGAAGCAAGAGGUUCCAAGACUGUUUGUGAAUUUGGUGACUAUUCUGGAUAUUAUACCAUUGAAGGGCCUGUAUGACGAUGAGAGAACUCACUGUCCCCGGAGAAUGAUGAGUGCGCUGUGUGACUGUGUGGUGGAUUAUCCGGAAGGCUCAACGGAAAUCGAAGUUCUCAGAAGUUUCAAUAAGCAGUACAAGGAAAUGACCCACCAGUUGGUGGGCACCGGAUUGUACGACACCGCCGAGGAUUUCACCGUCGUCAUUCAGCCGUUUUUGGAAAAUCUGGAGAUUCCUGUAACUCCGGAGGGAGUUCCUGACCGAUCGUUCAUGGCGCCCGACUGCUUCCAUUUCGGCCCAAAGGCUCACGCUCAGAGCGCCCUCGGCUUAUGGAAAAACAUGUUUGAGGCGGUCGGCCAGAAGACCAACAAGCCGCAACUUAAUGAAAGCAUCGAUGUGUUCUGCCCCCCGCAGAGUGACCCCUAUGUGAAGACCGCAAAGAACAGCAACUACGUCUAUCCGACCAUCACUCCCGAUCCGGUGUUCGGCAGCCAGGUGCAAUGUACAGACCGAUCCAAAUCUCCAGUGGACCCCGCCUCCGUUCACGCGCUGCGGCCGGCAGACAUCACUGUGGUUGCAGCACUCGGCGAUUCGCUGACGGCCGGGAACGGCGUCGGCUCCGACCCAGGAGACGUUCUCGAUGUUCUCAGUCAGUACCGCGGAUUAUCCUGGAGCAUUGGAGGGGAUGGGACAUUGGAUCACGUCACAACGCUUCCAAAUAUUCUUCUUGAGUUCAAUCCAUUUGUCACGGGAUAUUCUACAGAUACCGGCAAGAACACGGAUCCCCUUUCCUUCCUCAAUGAAGCCGUUCCUGGGGCCAAAUCCUUCGAUAUGCCCACACAGGCCCGAGCUCUGAUAGACCAGAUGAAAAGCGACAAGAGAAUUCGUUUUACUACAGACUGGAAGAUCAUCACCGUGUUUAUUGGCGCCAAUGACCUCUGUGCCGCCUGUACAGACAGUAAUUACUUCUCAGCUACGAAUUACAUCAGUCGCAUCAGAGAGGCCUUGGACCUGCUGCAUCAGGAGGUCCCCCGGGCAUUUGUCAAUCUGGUGGAGGUCAUGGACAUCUUCCCGCUGAGAGAUGGAGUGUUGGACAGUCGUGUGGAAUGUCCCACUUUCCUUGCAAAGCUGCUGUGCCCAUGUGUUCUGAGCUACCCUAUGGAUUCCUAUGAGACGCAGAUGGUAAAGGACACCAACCUUGGUUAUCAGUCCAGUCUGAAGCAACUGGUGGAUUCUGGAAGAUAUGACACAGGAGAGGACUUCACGGUGGUUCUGCAGCCAUUUUUCCGCAAUACAAAGAUUCCAUAUCAGUCGAAUGGGGCACCAGAUGUCUCGUACCUCGCCCCAGACUGUUUCCACCUCAGUCAGAAGUCUCACUCCCAGCUGGCCAGGAUGCUCUGGAACAACAUGCUUGAACCCGUCGGGGAGAAAACGGACACUCUGGACUUGGCAGCCAACCUGCCACUCAAGUGCCCAACUGAGGCUCAGCCGUUCCUGAGGACCUAUAAGAACAGCAACUACAACUAUCCCCCUGUGACUACUCCACCGCCAAUCACGAACUGGGGCAGUGACAUGGAAUGCCGAGACUAUGCCGCCGUCUCCGACACCGUGCCGACAUCAGUUAGUAAGCUGCGUCCCGGCGACAUUCGAGUGGUGGCGGCGCUGGGCGAUUCGCUGACGGCUGGGUUCGGUGCCAGAGCAACUUCGAUCCUGAAUGUAGCCACGGAGUGGAGGGGGAUCUCCUGGAGUAUUGGAGGAGAUGACACUUUGGACACAGUCACAACAAUUCCAAACAUAUUGAAGAAGUUCAAUCCGAACAUAAAGGGAUUUUCAACUGGGACCGGCCGGCUAAAUGAAAUGUUCAAUGUUGCUGUUAGUGGAGCCAAGGCAGAGAACAUGACAACCCAGGCGAGGACAUUGGUGAAUAAGAUGAAGGAGAGCGCGGUUAUUAAUUUUGAAAAUGACUGGAAGUUAAUCACCAUUUUUAUUGGUGGCAACGACCUCUGCCAGUACUGUAAUAACAGAACACGAUAUUCUCUGGAGAAUCACAUGAAACAUCUUCAGACGGCUCUGGACAUCUUCUAUGACGAGGUUCCUCGCGCUUUCAUCAACCUGGUGGAGAUCAUGGAGAUAGAAGGACUGCGCUCGGUGACCGCAGACACCAUUGGCUGCAGCCUCUUAAAACCUAACGCUUGUCCGUGCUUUAUAAACCCGCGAGAUGGAUCUCCAGAGCUGAACCAGAUCAAGAAAUUCAACAGAGAUCUGCAGACUCACUUGGCUCGAUUGCCAGAGAAGUACCGAGGCCGGGAGGACUUCGCUGCGGUGGCGCAGCCCUUCUUCAGGAACACAGUUGUGCCCGUUGACAACCUGGGACAGCCGGACGUGAACUACUUCUCCAAAGACUGCUUCCACUUCCACGAACGCGGACACGCAGAGAUGGCGAAGGCGCUGUGGAAUAACAUGCUGGAGCCAGUUGGACAGAAAACCGACUACAACAACUACACCUACGACCGGAGCCGACUGAAGUGUCCCACCAAUGACCACCCGUACCUCUUCACCCUGAAGAACAGCGGUCUUCCUCAGGACGUCGUCGUUGAACCUGAGAAAGUAGAAGAUAAAGGAGACCAGGUGCCGAUGUGGUCGGUGAUCGUGGCCUCCAUCGGGGGCGUGGCCCUGGGGUGUCUGGUCGUGGGCGUCGCCAUGCACGUGUCAUUUAAGAAGAAACUCAGCAAACAGAAGGGCCGCGCCUUUUAAAGGGCCGACGCACGCCGUGUCCUUCAGAAGCACCUCCCUGAAUUCUCUUCGUUUGAAUAUAAAUUGUCAGUAACGGGUGUUUAUAGAGAAAUUUGCAUAGAUGCCCCGCCCAUCGAAACUGCAUUUAAAUCCGCUCCUUUCGGAUUGGUGCAAUAUUGAAUGUUCUUGGGGGAUUUCAAAUGUGUAAAUGGGGGAAAUACCACAAUAUGGCCACUAGAGGGCUCUGACUUUCACAGGAACAAAGUAUGAUCCUCAGUGCCACCUAGUGGCCAUAAUGUGGUAUUUUCUAACAUUUACACCUUCGAAUUGCAGAGACUAUAGCCUGAGAACAUUCGAUUUUGCUCUAUUCACACAGAGCAAAUUUACACACAGCUUUGAUGAAUAAACAGCUUUGAAUUUUUUUAUUUUUUUUAUUAUAAAUACGCCCCUAAGUGUAAAGGGGAGGGGUCAUUUUUUUUCCUCUCCAAGUUUCCUGUAAAUAAUGUACAUCCUGAUCCUGCACUGAUGGGGGAAAAUGUUUAAUACCAGCGAAUAUCUGAAAUACUUCUAUAAAAAAAAAGACGGAUUAAUAAAGAGAAAAAAAUAAAUCUAAAAUACUUCUAUUAAAAGAAAAAAAAA
Molecule: messenger RNA, 4692 nt
Organism: Rana temporaria (common frog)
Lineage: Eukaryota; Metazoa; Chordata; Amphibia; Anura; Ranidae
Gene: PLB1
Product: phospholipase B1
Exons: 52
Coding region: 1-4074 (1357 amino acids)
Biological process (GO): phospholipid metabolic process
Cellular component (GO): brush border membrane
Molecular function (GO): retinyl-palmitate esterase activity; phosphatidylcholine lysophospholipase A1 activity; A2-type glycerophospholipase activity
Source: RefSeq, a predicted model, not a curated record